Molecule: messenger RNA, 690 nt
Organism: Porites evermanni
Lineage: Eukaryota; Metazoa; Cnidaria; Anthozoa; Scleractinia; Poritidae
Source: the annotation of a GenBank genome assembly
AUGAAGAAAUUGCAAAGUGCACAAAGUUAUGUUUACAGCACUGUGGACAAGCUCUGUCCAGUGAUAGAGGCCUUAGCACAAAAAGAUGAUGAGUAUUGAUAACAAGGAAGCUGUAGAGGUGGUCGCUGUGGACUUGAGCAAAGCGUUUGACGCCAUAAACCACAGCCUUCUGCUCGCGAAGUUGAAGGCCUAUGGCUUUUCUCCACAUGCCUUGGAACUGAUGUCCACCUACCUGCUAGGUCGUCAACAAUGUGUUAGAUUAGAAGGCGUAUGCUCUAACUUCCAAACAGUUAAAUCUGGCGUUCCUCAAGGUUCACUAUUGGGGCCGUUGCUGUUCAACAUGUUCAUUAAUGACUUGAAUUCCUGUGUUCCUAAUGUCUGAUUGCAGCUGUACGCUGAUCACACGACUACCUACCUGUCAGAUGUAUCUCCCACCAUACUAGAAUUUUCCUUCAACAAAGAUCUUUCCUUCAACAAAGGUUUUAUACACGUUCGUAUUUUGAACGCGUUUUUCACCUCUUUGAUGUAACGUGUUAAAAUAAAUGAUUGAUUUAUUGAUUGAUUGAUUGGGAAGAAUGGGGAUUAAAGGAGUUAGUGGAAAAUCUACGCAAGUACACUGACAGAAACCCCUUACCUGAGGUGGCUACUCAAUCAAGAUGUCACGAAACCGUUGGGGAAUCAAGGAAAUAA